Messenger RNA from Ixodes scapularis (black-legged tick), 568 nucleotides. Its product is annotated as quinone oxidoreductase-like. The record is from RefSeq and is a predicted model, not a curated record. Bases 173 to 499 code for a protein of 108 amino acids. Gene Ontology annotation, molecular function: NADPH binding; mRNA 3'-UTR binding; quinone reductase (NADPH) activity. Lineage: Eukaryota; Metazoa; Arthropoda; Arachnida; Ixodida; Ixodidae. The transcript is spliced from 4 exons. Gene Ontology annotation, cellular component: cytosol.
AUCGCCAAGCACUUCAAGGCCAGGGUGGCAGGUACAGCCGGCACCCCCGCCGGCAUGGACGUGGUGAAGCAGGCGGGAGCGGAUCUUGUCGUCUGCCACAGGGACAAGGACUACCUCAAGUCCGUCAUGGCAGAAGUGGACCAAUGACCGUGGCGUGGACAUCAUCCUGGAGAUGCUGGCCAACGUCAACUUGCCCGUAGACUUCAACACGAUUGGACAGAAUGGCCUCAUCCUGGUGAUUGGAAGCCGGGGCGAUGUGAAGGUGAAUCCCUGCUGCCUGAUGGGGAAGGAGUCUGCGGUCAUGGGGAUCGCACUCAUGAAGGCAACGCCGGAGGAAUGGCAAGCCAUGGCAGAGAACGUUGCGCGGGGCGCGGAAGAAGGCUGGAUCAAGCCAGUCAUGGACCGCGUUUAUCCGCUGGGAGGGGCCAAGGCCGCCCACCACGACCUCAUCAAUAGAAAGGGGGCCAAGGGGAAAGUCACGCUCGACCCGGACCAGUGAACACCUCCCCACAUGGCAGGCGUAAAUUUCUUGCGUGCCACGUUUCGUAAAUAAACUUACGAGCUCGGA